Molecule: messenger RNA, 557 nt
Organism: Cantharellus anzutake
Lineage: Eukaryota; Fungi; Basidiomycota; Agaricomycetes; Cantharellales; Hydnaceae
Exons: 2
Coding region: 93-308 (71 amino acids)
Source: RefSeq, a predicted model, not a curated record
GAGAUUGACGUUACUGUCUCUACAAUUGUGACAGGCUCCGGAGGUGGGGGUGGCUGUGUCGGCGCAAGGGGUAGUUCCUAGAUCCAGAUGCCAUGCAAAAUCAGUGCGCUUGUUUAAAGAGAAAGAAAGACGAGAAACUUGUUGGUUCGGGGAGGGCGACGAACGAGGAAGGUGUACGAACAGGAAAUGCAGACGCUGAUUCGAAGCGAAGUAGUGAUACUGGCGAUGAGAAAGAAAUAUGUGUUGGAUGUGGGAAAAUGCAUGCUGUUCGUCCGUCUUCAAUGUUCAAAAACACCACUCCUCAUUGACUCCCCUCCCUACCAACAAGUGAAUCGAAUCAGAUUUGAGGGAAAGGAGGGGGUACCUUGACUUUACGACGAGGUGGCUCCUCAUAAACCACUUCCUCUUCGAUGAUUGGACCCUUGUCCUCGAGGCCAACCAACUGUUCCAUAACCCAGUUCUCUCGUCGGGAAACAUCGAUCUCACGUCGUCCAACAAGUUCCUCUCGAUGUCCAACGUCUUUUUCGCGCUCAGAGACGCGGUGCUCACGAAUAUGC